Molecule: messenger RNA, 3092 nt
Organism: Lytechinus variegatus (green sea urchin)
Lineage: Eukaryota; Metazoa; Echinodermata; Echinoidea; Temnopleuroida; Toxopneustidae
Product: platelet-activating factor acetylhydrolase-like
Exons: 10
Coding region: 1077-2369 (430 amino acids)
Molecular function (GO): 1-alkyl-2-acetylglycerophosphocholine esterase activity
Source: RefSeq, a predicted model, not a curated record
GAAUAGACGCAACUCUGAUUCGAAAUAUUAAUCUCGACGCAUGUAGGCCUAUUCAUACAGUAUGUCAUCGAAAACGAAAUUCUGGAAAGUUUGUAGGCAUAAACGUUACUUUUGUUUUCGCGCCUCGUAUAGGCUAGAAGUGAUAUGAAACCCUGGCAUCCAUGAUCAUCACGAAAAGAAUAAAUUCUUGAUUAUCUGUGGACCCUGGACAUACUGGAAGUGGAAUGAUUUUGCGCACUAUAACAUCAUGAUAAUGAGGACGAUACCUUAGGAAAUUUAUCAGGAUGGUCACGAGGAACAUCGGAAGGAAAGAACACUGAUCUGGCCUAUGAGGCUAGGUCUACACAGCCUGCUAAAAUAGAUAAUUUUCCCUGAACAUGAAUGUGUUCGUGCAUUCCUCUUUAACUUUUGCUUUGUUUUGUUUUAGCUGGGUAUGCAGGCCUGUAUAGAAUGACAUAGUAAUGUUCGCGACCAGUUCCUGAUAUGUCACUUGCUAGACAACAGUAUCAUCGAAAGAUCGAGAACUUCUUUGUCUAUUUUCUUUCUGCUACUCGCUGAGGGAAUCUAAGAGUAAAAGCACAAGCAGAAGAAAAGUGUCCGUGGGGUUUAUGGGGAUAUGAUGGACGAAUCUUAACAAUACCGAAGCAUAUGUUCCAGUGACAUUAUCGAAGUGUUGCUUGCCAAUCAUGGUUGUUUAGGCCCUAUAUAUUAUGCUUAGACCAUAAAUAUUCUCUGUACUUUUCUGCUGAAUUAUGAAGAGAGAUUCCCUUGGAAGGGGUGCACGUGCUUAAACAAUUCUGGAUCAGGAACUCAACUCUAUCCUGUUGCCAAGUGGAACCAGUUGAUACCUGAAGAAAGUAUUUGCUUGUUUGCGAUGAAUUACAGAUCUCAGGAGUCAAAAGGAUAAGUUAUGUUUAGCUGUAGCUCGUUUUGGUCAAUAUGCCUUUUCUGAUCUGAACUAUUAAUUAAGAGGAAAGCUUAGUGUGGUCACCUCUGGCAAGGGGAGAAAUGGUUGUAAAAAAUCCGAUACUAAGAAAUAAAUACACCAGAUAACGUAUUAUAAAUGUACAACCAUCAUGACAUCUUCGCGAGAAUCUCGACGUAGGCCCAAAGGUCGAGGUGUGCCAGCAGGUCGCGGACCGUACGAUGUCGGCUGUGGAGACGUCAUGACGGACAUCGUAGAACCAAGUAUACUCCUGAGAUUAUUUUAUCCGAUCGACCGCCUCGAAAAUGGGAUUCCAAUGGAGCAACGCCCUUCCUGGUUGCCUAGCGACCAUUAUGCCCAUGGGUUCGCCAAUAUUGGUGGGGUCAAGUGCUUAGGAACGAGGAUUAAGAAGCUGCUAGAAAAUAUCAAGCUACCUGUCUGUUGGCACGGUAAACUGAGUGAAUCCAAGACCAAGUAUCCAGUUAUCAUAUUUAGCCAUGGACUUGGUGGAUGUAGAACAUUGUACACCAGCAUAUGUAUGGAUAUCGCCUCUUGUGGAUGCAUAGUGGCAGCGGUAGAACACAGAGAACACUCUGCCUGUCAUUCGUUCUUUUUGACUGAAUCUAGCAAAGAUAAAACAAUCUCAACCAAUGGUAAUCAGCAGCAAUCAACGCCGAACUACCAGGCGGUAGACUUCAUAAAAGCACCGUAUGAAGUCGAUGAUCUAAGACUAAAACAGAUCACCCAAAGACGGGACGAGUGCAUCGCAAGCCUCAACUUUCUUGAAGUUCUUGAUGACGGCUUCAACUACCAAAGCGACGCCGAUCGGGAUUUUGAUUUGCUGCAAUUCAAGGGGCGGUUAGAUUUAUCAUCUGCAGCAAUUUGUGGUCAUUCGUACGGAGGUGCUACAACGAUUGCUACACUUAGCCAUGAUGAAAGAUUCAAAUGUGGAGUCGCCUGUGACCCAUGGGGCUAUCCUCUUUCUCUUGAUACGAGCUUCCGGUGCGUGGAUCAACCAAUGCUCUUCAUCAACACAGAGAAGUUUCAGUUCAAAGACAAUAUCGAACAUCUCCUCUGUUUGAUGCCGGAUCCGAUGGCGACGUCGGGACCGAGGCAGAUGAUCACGAUAAGAGGAAUGGAUCAUCAAUGCCAAACUGACCUGGGAUUCGUCUUCCCUCCUUUCAUCGCGAAGAUUCUCAAGAUGCGAGACAAACUGCAUCCUAGGGUCGCCAUAGAAACCAACAACGACGCCAUGAUCGAAUUCCUCUCAAAGUACAUCAGUUUAGAAAGAGGAUCUGGGAUGACGUCAUUCGAUGCGAUGUCAAACCCACUCAUCAUGCCCGGGCACAAUGUUAGGAUGGCACCACCGUGGUGGAAGAAAUUUGGCGAGAAGAAAAACAAGAAGAAAGUCGCGCCAACGCCAUCAACAGAAAAUACUCCUUAACAAUUAGAAAUUUUUAUGACAUAAACAGUAACAUACAACCUCAGGAAUAAUGGAUUUAUUUAUCUUUGCCACCAGCCAGGACCACGUUGCAUAAAUUAAAAUUACUUAAGAUCGAUCUGAAAGCCGAAUCUUUUUGGACCAAAGAAGUACAUCUCUUAAUCUGUGAUAAAAUUUCGAGUAGAAGACGUAAUAACUCGAUUUUGUAUUUUCUGGUCUAUAACAAAUGCUCCAACUUCGGCGAUUAUUCGAUACAUGGAAAGUUGACUUAUACGCAGAUUAUAUGGUAUCAUUGGUUAUAAGUGGAACUUAAAAUGUAUUAAAUGACAUGUAUUAUGAUCGGCUGUGUUGAGCAAUCUUUUGUUACCAUGAUAGUAGUAAACAUUAGAUGGAAAAUAUAGCCAGGCCUACCAUAAUUGUAACUUUAUACAGUAGGGUCCAGGUCGGACAUUAGGCAAAGCAUGUUUGAACUUUCUAUAACCUUAUUCAACUUGAUAUCAGAUGAUAUUGACCUUUGAUAUCAGGAAGCAUAAAUUCUUAAGAAAAAAAACCUGAAGGAGUUUCUUUUUUUUGAAACUCACUAAUACUAAGCCCGAUAAUACUGCUUAGUGUGGCUUCUCUUUUUGUGUAUAUCCAUUGUAAAGUAAUUCAAUGUAUUGAUUUUUUAAAUUCAAAGUAACUUAAUCAGGUGCUGCGGAAGCGGGGGGCUUCAGCCCCCCCCCCACU